Messenger RNA from Blastomyces dermatitidis ER-3, 776 nucleotides. RefSeq lists its product as uncharacterized. The record is from RefSeq and is a predicted model, not a curated record. NCBI's taxonomy places the organism in Eukaryota, Fungi, Ascomycota, Eurotiomycetes, Onygenales, Ajellomycetaceae. The transcript is spliced from 2 exons. The coding region runs from base 450 to 776 and encodes 108 amino acids.
UAACAUUGUCAAUGGCGUUCACCCUCGAUACCUUUAUAGUCCGCAACAAGUUCAAUACUUCACAGUUUGCUGUUUUGAAUAGAAACCCUGCAAAGAUACGUUGUGUUUAUGAUUCGUUAGCGAUGUGAGGAAGCUCUGAUGAUUGACAAACUAAGAUGCGCAUUGCAACCGUCCAGUGGUUGUCAAAGGACAGGCCAGGUAUUUUGGGAGAGUAGUUAUUCAUCAGGGGGCCAAGAGAGCGAUUCAACGAAGCCGGCUUCGGAUUUCCGCCUGCCCGUAGUAGGUUUAUGGGAUCGGGCUGUUGAGUGCGGAUAGAUCGCCUCCUCCGCGACGGUAUACGAAGGCGGAAAAGUCCAAUUGCAAGCUUGAUAUACUUCUGAUAACGGAACUAUAAAGGCACGAUGACGAACGGCGCCAAACAGUGAUGCUGUGUCUAAUAGUUGCCAAGAAUGGAUGAAUUGGCUGGCGUCUUGACCUGGUUGAAGCCCAAUCCUGCCCACGAAUCCACGAAUGAUGGCCUCAAGUUUCGUGAGAGUCGUGACCAGAUGAUGGCUGUGCCCUCGUAUUCUGAGAAUCACACUAAGUUCCACCGUUGCAAGGGAUGCGAGCGCUUGUCUGAUGCUGAUUGGCAGCUCUCCCACUCGAAAAGAGCCGUUCCGUAUAGCUUCGAGCUUGAACAAGAGGAUCGACGCCAGACGGACGCCUUCAGAAGUUCAGAUGCUUUCAGGGUUCCCAACGUGGCUCUGGUCGAAAUGGGCAAUAAUGGAGAAUGUUGA